CCGCUGUGGGUUUGACAUUAGGUUCGGGUUUUACCUCAGCUUUCUUUAUUCCACCCUACCUCCCCGUUUCUUUCCCUGUUUAAUGCGCCCCAGCCUGCCGUAUGUGUCUAUUUAUUUAUUUAUGCUUUCUGUCUCACAGUGUUUAGUUGUUUUGUUUUAAGUUUUAGACGUUCCUCCAAUGAGAAGGCGUAAAAGAUGGAGCUUCAUAUCUUAGAGCACAGCUUGAAAGUGGCGAGUAUAGAGAAAGAGGGGAUCGAGAUUUGCACCCAUGGAUUAAUAAAACUCGCCUUCCUGGCCUCCAAAACAAGAUGCAAGUUCUUCAGUUUGACGGAGACUCCAGAGGACUACACUAUCAUCGUGGACGAGGAAGGAUUUAAAGAGCUGCCCCAGUCAAAUCUCAUCAGUGUUGCCGAUUCAACAUGGCUGGCGCUCAACGUGGUUUCCGGCGGCGGCAACGCUUCCAGCUCGCAGCCAAUCGGCGUCACCAAAAUCGCCAAAUCAGUCAUCGCGCCACUGGCCGACCACAACAUCUCUGUUUUUAUGCUGUCAACGUAUCAGACCGACUUCAUCCUGGUCCGAGAGCGCGACCUACCGAUGGUCAUGCACACUCUGUCUUCCGAGUUCACACUGUUCCGGGUUGUCAAUGGAGAAACAGUCGCCGCACACAACCUGGGAAUCUCCAACGGAUUUGUGAAGCCGAAACUUGUGCCGCGCCCCAUCAUUCACCCUCUAUCCAGCCCCAGCAACAUGUUCUGUGUGACCAGCUUGGACCCAGACACGCUGCCCUCCGUCGCCACGCUGCUCAUGGACGUCAUGUUCUACUCUAGAGGGUCAAAAGAGGUCGGGGCGUCCGGCGAGGACUCCAGUCACAUCCGCUUCUUCUCCUUCUCUCUGAUCGAGGGCUAUAUCUCACUGGUCAUGGACGAGCAGACAGCUCAGAGGUUCCCAAACAACGUUCUGUUCACCAGCGCCUCUGGUGAGCUCUGGAAAAUGGUUCGAAUUGGAGGACAACCUUUAGGCUUUGAUGAAUGUGGCAUCGUGGCUCAGAUAUCAGAACCUCUGGCAACAGCUGACAUUCCUGCUUACUACAUUAGUACCUUCAAGUUUGACCACGCUCUGGUCCCGGAGGAGAACAUCCAGAGCGUGAUCAGAGCUCUGCGGACCGAGAGCACAGCGCAGUGAACGACCUUGUUUCUUUUCUUUUUUCCAGUCAUUUCGUUCAAACGUUUAUCAUCGCCCGAAAAGUGCCAAGAGUGUGUUGGUGGGUUGCUGUGGAUCAGCUCAGAGAAGGAGGAGGCUUCUGCUGCCAUCACUGUUGUUUUUCUCCCUGGAGCCCCCUGCUGGCCGCUGGCCGCCACUGCUUUAGUUUGCUACACUUGAUGUUUCUUUACCUCUACAAGCUGCUUCCUCCCACCAGCACCAUACUGUAAAACCUACUUCAAUCCUCUCAAGGAAGAAUGACGAAUGUACUCCAAAUCAAAGAAAUAUUCAGUAAGCUCUCCAUCUCGUCCCCCUCCCCCAUCGUUUUCUCAGUGCCAAUGUUCUUGAACGCCGAACCCGAUGCCUUGUCUGACCGCUGCAUGUUUGCAGUGAAGGAGGCGGUUUCAGAGUUACACUUUUGAUUUGAUCUUUUAGUCUAUGUUAAACUGAACCAGCAAUGACCUGACCCAGUCCUUCACACCUUAUGGUUAUUAUGGGAAGUCUGGUCUGGCGACGCAUGAAGGAAAUCAUAAGAUGUGCUUUGGGAUGUUUGGUGAAUUCACACUGUGAGCAGCCUGGCUGAUUUUAGAACUGAGACUCAAAUGAACUUUUUUUUCUGUCUUGAAUUUAGCAUUUAUUACUCUCCAUAAUCUAAUAAAUCAAUACUUAAAUCAUUGAGAUUGCUUUUAAAAUUGGAACCGAAAAGAUUUGAUUUCAGGUUUAUAUGCAGCACUUUAAAGACACUCCAGCAUCAUUGCACCUUUAUUGUUUAGUGUUUACAGGUCAACUUUACUCCUCCCAAAUGAAAUAUUUUCCAAAAGUUUGUCCCUAAAACCUAAACUGGUUUCUGGAAAGUUCUUCUCAGUUUCCAGAACUGAGAGGAACUUUAAAAAACUUGCAGGUUAGUUUUCUGAUUUUAACAGACGCAUCGUAACAAACCCGACAAUUGUCACCAAUUUGAAGUUAUCAAAAUUGUAGAAAUUUACAGAUAUGAUGUUUUAUAUCUUAUCUCGCUGUUGUUUCUAAGACACAAACAAGUCGUUACAACAUCUUGAUGACAUGGUGAAGUUGUUUUUGACAUGGUUAGGAGAGAAAACAUUUUGAGGACAGAAACAUGAGUCAGCUUGAACCUCCAUAGCAUUAGAUGCUCUCAAUGCAGAAACAAUCAUUCAUAUGAGCCAUAAAGCAUCUGAAGCAAACCUGAAUGUUUUCUUCAUUUCUUCUAACCAAACUCUAAGCUUUCAGUGAUGCUUUCCAAAUGCUUAAAUCAACAUUUUCAUCAGAAACAGCUGGAAACUCGGCUAUCUGUGCUUUUUCCCUUCCUGUCGGGUUUUUAUUGUUGCACAAAACUGCAAAAUAAAUCCUUCACAGAUUAAUGCUUCCUUAAGGCACUGCACAAUAAUCUUUAAAAGCUCUUUUUGAUUUAAAAAUGACUUAAUUUUAGAAGUAAAUGAUGUGCUGUUGAUCCAGUCAGACCAGGUUUAAAACUCCAGUUUUGAGUUGUACUCUGCAUUAAAAACAAAAUCCUUCAACUAUUAUCGAGGGUUUACAGAAGAUGAUUAGGGCCACUGAAUAAAAACAGAAUUUUGAAUUUAAUCUCAGAAUUUAGACUUUUUUUCUGAAUUCAUUCUUUGAAUUCUAAUUCUGCGUCAAAAUCUAAAAGUGGCUGUUUCUUUCUUGUUUCAGAAUUGUAAACGUUAUCCACACUAGAAGCCUGUUUUAAGACUUAAGGUUUGAGUUUUAAGACUAGAUUUGGAUGAAAUUGUGCAUAAACAAUUGAGGGGGAAAAAGUUACAAUUCUGAGAUUAAAGUUCUUUUUUUUUUUUAAAUGUCUCUAAUCCUGUAAAGUGUUUACACUUUAAAACCAACUGUUCCACCUCAGAACAGGUCAAUAGAAACCUGCACUCUGCCAUGUUUUGACGCUGGCGUUGCUCACAGUGUGGCGCCGCAGUGAGACUUGAUGAAUGAUGAUCUACAGUCGUAAUAAAUUACUGAGCCACUUUGAAAAUGUGCUGAACAUAAGCUACGGUUCACAGGGGGAAGGAAGGCUCCUCUCCGACCCCUGGUGUCCACUUAGGUCUUGAAGCCGCCCCCCCCCCUCCGGCUCCAAUCUGCACUUUAACGCAGGUCCCCCCUCCACCCCACACUGACCUGCUGUACUGAUGUGAAACCAGAGAGGACUUCUCACUUCACAAUGAUUUUAUCCACGUGGAAGAAGUAGUGACGAUGUUUCUCCCUGGCCUUCAAACCUCUGAUCAGAUUAGUAGAAAUCAUGUCUAUCAGUGUUAAAACUCCAGGAAGGUAACUUUUGUUUUUCUGAUUGCAUUUCAAAGAAACAUGUUGAAAACUUUUCAUUUGGAGCUUCUCGUGUGAAAACAAAAUAAACGAGCUGUUGUUUUUUU
Xiphophorus couchianus (Monterrey platyfish) is the source of this 3602-nucleotide messenger RNA. RefSeq names its product cytosolic arginine sensor for mTORC1 subunit 2 (gene castor2). Lineage: Eukaryota; Metazoa; Chordata; Actinopteri; Cyprinodontiformes; Poeciliidae. Gene Ontology annotation, biological process: negative regulation of TORC1 signaling. The record is from RefSeq and is a predicted model, not a curated record. Bases 196 to 1182 code for a protein of 328 amino acids. The transcript is spliced from 9 exons.